UAGCUGGAGGGCUGACGAGGAUGACAAGCAGAGCAAACCCUCCUUUCCGCCCUGCUACGCUGGAUUUCCCUCCGGUUGCGGAGGCCCGAUGGCACCCGAAGGAUGAUGACACUGUGUCGGGCCAAUCGCCAACAAAGGUGGGAGAGAAGAGGGGAGGGGGCCGAGUGCGAAGCGGCCCGCUCGCUCCUCUUACAAGGGGAAUGCGAAGAGCAGGUGGUGGUGAUCAGGUUACCACUUAGGGCUGAUGUUUCAAAGGCUGAAGAUAGUGGUGGGGCACAGCUUCGGCAAAGCGAUGGCUUCGGUGCCCGGUCUGCAAAUAAGGCUGGGGUGGCCGAGCGAGGGGUGUUGAAGUUGUGUCGCCUAUGGCCAUAAAGCAGCCAGGUGGCUGGCCAGAUGGAUGGAAAU
This is a messenger RNA of Tilletiaria anomala UBC 951, 405 nucleotides long. RefSeq lists its product as uncharacterized. Lineage: Eukaryota; Fungi; Basidiomycota; Exobasidiomycetes; Georgefischeriales; Tilletiariaceae. The record is from RefSeq and is a predicted model, not a curated record. The transcript has a single exon. Bases 103 to 372 code for a protein of 89 amino acids.